CUAACGUGGCGCAUGAAUAAUUGUCAAAAUACGAUGGAAUGUCCAAAAGUUUACACAAUGAAGAUGUUAUCAGAUGGAUAAAGGAUUUAAAGAUUAGAAAUGUUCCAUAAAUAUUUGUAACGAAGCAUGUAUGUAAAAGACCCCUAAAAAAUCUUCAAUGAAUGUCAUUUUAUGUGGGACAUAGCAUAAUAGUUAUACGAAAAAUAUACGCUUGUACGUUAAAUAAAUUGUCUGCUUAUGGUCUAAUUACUAUUAAAAUAUGAGUGUUGAUAGCGAAAACAAAUCAAACGAAGCUAUUACUUCGUUUACACCGUCAGUAGAUCAAGAAAAUUCUGACAACGGAAAUAUUGAAAAAACCCCUAUAACCCCAGAAAUGGUGUUACGCUUGCCUACAAUUACCGAUAAAUAUUUGUGUUCUCCAGAGGCUAAUAUUUAUGACAUUGAUUUUACAAGAUUUCAAAUUAGGGACCUAGAAACAGGAGCAAUAUUGUUCGAAAUAACAAAACCACCAGCUACUGAAUGCGAUCUUGUACAAGAUGUAGAACCAGAGUGUGAAGAAUCUGGUUGUGAGGACACAAAUACUGGUCGCUUUGUACGUUACCAAUUUACACCCCAAUUUCUCAAAUUGAAGACUGUUGGGGCGACAGUAGAAUUUCUUGUGGGCUCUAAACCAGUGACUAAUUUUCGAAUGAUUGAACGCCAUUUCUUUCGAGACAGAUUGUUAAAAACCUUUGAUUUUCAAUUUGGAUUUUGUAUACCAAACAGCAAAAAUACCUGCGAACAUAUUUAUGAGUUCCCUACUUUGCCUGCUGAUUUGGUAUCUGAAAUGAUUGCAAAUCCGUUCGAAACACGCUCAGAUUCAUUUUAUUUUGUGGACAAUCAAUUGGUAAUGCACAAUAAAGCAGACUAUGCAUACAAUGGUGGACAUCCUCACGAUGUACUUUAGUAUGCAAUUUGUUGAAUAGGAUAAAAUAUAAAGAAAAGUUAGUAAGGAAUUUGCACUUUGCAAAAAUGAUUGUGAUAUUGCAACACAUACUUAACUAAUUUAAAAUUAUAACUUUAUUUCUCUGUACACAAAGUUGCAAUCGCAAAUUUUUACAUUAUCGCUUAAAUAUAGUAUUUGUACACAAUUCUUUGAACUUUUUGAAUCGAAUUUAUCUAUAUUUUGUUGAAUAUUUCUGUCUUAAAAUCACAAUAAUUAAUUAAGCACACUAUGUUUUAAUAAUGUCUAAAAGCCUUAUCAAAAUUUUACAUUUUGAAUAGUCGUUCUCCAAUAAAACAUGGCCUUACGCGAAACUACUUUCCAGUUCUGAUAAAAUUAUUUCCAAGCUACAAAACAUUGAAUAUGCAAUUUAUGGAAAUGUAACAAACAAGAAGUUAAUAAAGUGUGUAAACUUUGUAAGUUCUUACCUGAUGCAGAAUUCACAAUUUGUUUACAUUGUAUACAAUUGUAUUUUAUCGUUCUAUUUUUCACUUGUAUCUGUAAUGUUAUAAAUUUCACAUAAAUACAUAUAUAUGUUUCCAAAUGCAUUACGUAUUUUUCUUAUCUUAAAAUGGAAAUUACAAUUACGAUUGAUUAAUGAAAUCAAUUGUACACUUCACAAAAUCAGUUGGUUUGUCUGCAUGAACCCAAUGAUUGGCACCAUUUAUGUAUGAGAAUUGAGCAGAAGGAAAUAAAUUUUUAAUUUUAUCAUGA
Molecule: messenger RNA, 1696 nt
Organism: Megalopta genalis
Lineage: Eukaryota; Metazoa; Arthropoda; Insecta; Hymenoptera; Halictidae
Gene: unc-119
Product: unc-119 lipid binding chaperone
Biological process (GO): cilium assembly; lipoprotein transport; nervous system development
Cellular component (GO): cilium
Molecular function (GO): lipid binding
Source: RefSeq, a predicted model, not a curated record